This is a messenger RNA of Erythranthe guttata (spotted monkey flower), 1217 nucleotides long. RefSeq names its product methyltransferase. The record is from RefSeq and is a predicted model, not a curated record. Gene Ontology annotation, biological process: rRNA base methylation. NCBI's taxonomy places the organism in Eukaryota, Viridiplantae, Streptophyta, Magnoliopsida, Lamiales, Phrymaceae. Gene Ontology annotation, molecular function: rRNA (uridine-N3-)-methyltransferase activity.
AGAAAAUUGAAACCCGUAUCCUGAAAAAAAAGUAAAGCCCUCUUCAGAAAAUCAGAAAUUCCCGGUCGAUAAACCUCGCCGGCGGGGGAAGGCGGAGUUUCGCCCAUGCAAACCCUAGGGUGUAGUCCUAGGUUAAUCAGCCUACUGAACGUCUCUCCGUUGCAUUUGAAUCUGCGGGCUUUCUCAUCAUCAUCAUCAUCAUCAUCAUCAUCAUCAUCAUCGUCUUCAGAUUAUGCCAAUCAGUCACGGGGAGGCCUUCCUCGCUUCUUCUCCGAAACCCUACCUCCUUACAAGGGUGGUGUUGUACGCGUGAAAGGCGAUGAAUUCUGGCACAUGACCAAGGUUCUGAGGUUAGGAAUCAACGAUAGGGUAGAGUUAUUUAAUGGGAAGGGAGGUUUGGUUGAAGGGCGCAUAGAGAAGAUUGAUCGGAUAGGGGUAGAUUUUGAAGCGCUGGAGAACCCAAAAUUAGUUUCUCCACAGAACACACAGUGGCAUAUUUUUGCUGCUUUUAGCACGUUAAAGGGAGGCAGAGCUGAUUGGCUAGUCGAGAAAUGUACUGAGCUUGGAGCAUCCAGCGUGACACCUUUAUUAACGGAGCGUUCUCAGUCAAUAUCGGAAAAUAGGGUAGACAGGCUGCAGAGAGUUAUUCUGGCUGCAGCAAAACAAUGUCAGCGUUUACAUGAAAUGAGUUUGAAGCCUCCUAUUGGAGUAGAGGAACUUCUACCUCUGGUAGCUCAGUCAAGAUUAUCCUUUGUGGCUGUAGCAGAGGCUACUCCUGUUUUUAAUACAUUGAGUUCUUUAAGGAAAGAACAGACUGGAGUCAUUAUAAUUGGACCAGAAGGAGACUUCUCUGAGAAGGAGUUGAAAUCCAUAACGGAGGCUGGUGCAAUUGCUACUGGUCUGGGCCCACAUCGACUACGUGUUGAAACUGCUGCAAUGGCUCUCCUUUCAACUCUGAUGCUAUGGUCCGACUCCCAGGAAACAGUCACCAGUUAACCACACUUCAGGAAAUUGGAGGUUUACAACGGUUUUGCUCCCACUAAUCAAGGUUUUGGCUUCUUUUCUCUGUAAGAGUCUAUACUCAAUACAUUGUCACUUUAUUUCCGUUAAUUAUGGUUGUGGCUUAUAUCACAUUCGUGGGGUCAACUUGUCACAACGCAAUUUUGUUUUGGAUAAAGAUUCGGUUCUAGAUUUUAUUGUUGCAUGCUCAUUGAAAA